Trifolium pratense (red clover) is the source of this 5843-nucleotide messenger RNA. RefSeq lists its product as uncharacterized. The record is from RefSeq and is a predicted model, not a curated record. Gene Ontology annotation, biological process: regulation of transcription by RNA polymerase II. Gene Ontology annotation, cellular component: histone deacetylase complex; chromatin. The coding region runs from base 254 to 5254 and encodes 1666 amino acids. Gene Ontology annotation, molecular function: histone H3K9 demethylase activity; chromatin DNA binding; transcription coregulator activity. The transcript is spliced from 13 exons. Lineage: Eukaryota; Viridiplantae; Streptophyta; Magnoliopsida; Fabales; Fabaceae.
CGACUUUUCCAAACUUUGUCGUCGUUAGAUUCCCAAGAGAGUCCCAAACACACACUUUCUCUCUCCUCUCUCUGUUGUUAUUGUUACUCUCUCUCUCUCUCUCUCUGCAUUGAACACUGUGUUUUUACACUUACCCUUCUCUGUCUUUAAACUUCAUCAUCAUGACUCUGUUGUCCAAAUUUCAAUAUUCAUAAUUCAUCAUCAUAGUUCAAAAGAGUGAAACAAAAAAAAUAAUUUCAUUUUUAGUUUCUAAAUGGAUGAAACUGGUGUUGAAGAUGAGUUUAAGAGGUGUAUUAGAAAAGGGUCUAAUGGAUGGAGGUGUAAAGAGAAAGCUUUACCUGAAAAAAACCAAUGUGAGAAGCACCAUUUGUAUAGUAUUGAGAGAAGCAAAACGAUGAAGGAAAGUAGUUCUGGUGAAAAGAAAGGUACAAAAAGAAAAGGUGAAGAGAGUUUACAAAAUGGGGCUGGUGUUGAUGAUGGUGGUAAUGGGUUGUUUGGUGGUGGUGGUGGUGGUGAUGGUGGUUUUGGAGAGAUUUUUGGUGGAGGUGAUGAAGUGAAUGGUAGUGUUGGUUGUGAAAGUUUUAAUCUUUGGCAACAAGAUGGUCAACAAGUUGGGGUUUUUGAACAAGGGAGUGGAAAAUUAGGUCAAUUUCUUGGUGAUGGAGUUGAGUUUAUAGGUGGGUUUGUUGAGGAUGGGAAUAGGGUUAAUGGUGGUUUAGGUCAGCCAUGGAGUGGUGUUGGUGUAUUUGGAAAUGCUGGUGGUGUUUCUGGUGUUGGUAAAGAUGAUCAUGGAAAUGGGGUUGAUGGUGUUUGUGGAAAUGAUUCACUUGGUUUUCAUUCUGAAAGAGUUGGAGGGUUGGUUAGUGGUGAAACUGGUCUUGGGGAUUUAUAUGAUCGUAGUUUUCAAGCUUUUGUUAGUCAAGGUAGGGUUUGUGAUGAAGAUGUGAAUUUAGUUGUUGAUGGAACUGGUUUUCAAGGGUUGGGUGGUGAAAGUGCUAAUGAUUUUAGAGGUGAGGUUGGUGGGGGUGUUGGAAAUGUAGUUCAGUGUGGCGGUAAAUGUGAAGGCGAAAAAAAUGUUGGUAGUAUAUUAGAGGGGACCGAGUCAAGUAACAAGAUGGGAGCUAUUGGCGUGGAAGAGAGAACGGAGGAGUUAUUAAGUGGUGGAGUUUCUAUCAAUGAAGAGGCAAAAGGUGAAGUUUUGAAAAGGGAUAACUUAGCCUUGGAUGGAGAAACUGUUUGUGGAAGUGGUAAUGCCGGAACGAUUGGGACGAGCGCUGUUGAAGCUUUAGAGAAUGAAGAAUUGGUGUUUUGUGGUAAGGCUGAUCAGGAAGGUGUGGCUGUGGAUGAGAUUGCAAGGACAAAGAAGUGUGGUCAAUGGGAAGAUUGGAAGCGUGGAAGGGAGGUUAUUUUGGCGGUUGGUUAUGAAGUUGCUGGGGUUGGUGACAUUAACGAACCAAGAAAGCGUCGUAGAAGAUCAAAGGAUUCGGUAAACAAAGAGAAGAAUGUCGUGGAGGUUAGUAGUGAAACUGCUGCUGAGAUAGCUAGGCCAAAGAAGCGUGGUCGGCCAAAAAAUCGGAAACGUAAGGAGAUUGUCAUGGACGUUAGUAACGAGGAUGUCGGUGAUGGUGAGAUUGCGAGACCGAAGAAGCGCGGUCGACCAAAGGGUUAUAACUGUCGAAAGAAGAUUGUCAUUGAGGUUAGUAAUAAAGUUAUUGUUAAAGGUGAGAUUGCAGUAGCUAUGAAGCCUUGUCGAUCAAAGAAUGUGAUAAACGAAGGAGCAGAUGAGAUUGCAACAAAAGGUUUAGAAACCAAAAUGAUGAGCGUUCCAUGUCAAAAAGGUGCAGACGAGGUUGCAAGCCUAACUAAUAAACUUGGUCCUGCAUUGCGUACAAGGAAUAAAUUGAGAAGCAUUGGAUUUGAGGGUCAUGAGCAUCCAGGAAGGUCUAGUGAUGUUUGUCUUGAAGAUGAUGAUGGAACCACAAAUGUUUUGCCAAGUGGUUUAGAGAUUACUAAAUUGGCUCCUUUAUGUGAUGAGCAGGAAGAAGGGAUUCCUUCUGAAGCCACCAAACAUAUUGAAAACAUAAUUGCACAGCCAAUUGUUAAGCGUGGUCGACCGAAGGGAUCAGCGAACAAGGAGAAAAAACUAGAAGACCAGGAAUUGUCUGUCCAAACCCUUGGUCAAGAUGAGGUUCAAAAUAUUAAACCAAAGAUGGGUCGACCAAAGGGGUCUAAAAAUAGGAAGAAAAAUAUUGCUGGCGAAGCUCAAAACGAGUUACAUAAGAAGAAAGGGCGUGGUAGGCCAAAGGGUUCUGGAAAUAAGCAAAAGGAGAUUGUUGUUCGAUUGGAAUCGAAGAUUGAAAGGCGUGGUAGGCCAAAGGGUUCAGGCAAAAAGCAAAAGCGGGCUGCGUCUCGAUUUGCUUCACAGAUUGAAAGUCAGAAGAGUACUCGUGUUUAUGGUCUUUUGAGUACGAUGAUGCCACAGAAGCAUAUGAAUGAGGAGUCCAUUUCACCGCCGGAUGGUCAAGUAAAUAAGGAAGAAAAGUCAGAUUUUGUCUCAGAGUGUUCAAAGUAUCCCGGAAUUGAAAAGAGGACAAAAGGAUUGAUGAGUGAAUCCAGCAAUGUCCAUAAGAGGUGCAGUGAAAGACUAAGAACAUUGCCAACUGACCACAAGAAUUAUCAAGAAGUUGAAGUGGAAGAAGAUUUUUCUGAAAUGGAGGUGGAAGAAACUAUAAACCAUGAUGAAUUGGAAUCUUCAGAUUUGAUGGGUGACUCAGAGAUAAAAAAGGAGCGUAGAAAUUCAAGGUGCCAUCAGUGCUGGAAGAAAAGUAGGACUGGUCUCGUCGUUUGUACCAAGUGCAAAAGAAAGAAAUAUUGUUAUGGGUGCAUAGCAAAAUGGUACCAAGAUAAGACUAGAGAGGAGAUAGAGACCGCGUGUCCCUUUUGUCUUGAAUAUUGCAAUUGCCGACUGUGCUUAAAGAAAACUAUAUCCACAAUGGAUGAAAAUGGUGAAGCAGAUAGAGAUGCUAAAUUACAAAAAUUGCUUUUCUUGCUUAAAAAUAUUUUGCCCUUACUCCAAUAUAUCCAACGGGAGCAGAAAUCAGAAUUGGAAGUAGAAGCAAGCAUACACGGUUCCUUGAUGGUGGAAGAGGAGGAUAUUCUGCAGGCAACAGUUGAUGAUGAUGAUCGAGUUUAUUGUGACAACUGCAAUACAUCCAUUGUCAAUUUCCACAGAAGUUGUACCAAUCCUUAUUGUCGGUACGAUCUGUGUCUCACUUGUUGCACGGAACUGAGAAAUGGAGUUCAUUGCGAAGAUAUUCCUGCUAGUGGUAAUGAGGAAAUGGUUGAUACACCACCUGAAACUAUUGCUUGGAGAGCAGAGACAAAUGGUAGCAUUCCUUGCCCUCCAAAAGCUAGGGGAGGUUGUGGUACCGGUAUUCUUUCGCUGAGGCGCCUAUUCAAAGAUAAUUGGAUUGACAAACUGACUAGAGGCGCAGAGGAACUUACAAUCAAAUAUAACCCACCCAUUGUUGAUCUUUCUCUAGGAUGUUCAGAAUGCCAUAUUUUUGAGGAAGAUGCAGCACAUGAUUCUGCAAGGAAGGCAGCUUCCAGAGAAACCGGUCAUGACAACUUUUUGUACUGUCCAGAUGCCGUUGAAAUUGGAGACGCAGAAUUUGAGCAUUUCCAAAGACACUGGAUGAGAGGCGAACCUGUUAUUGUAAGGAAUGCUUAUAAAAAGGCUACUGGCCUUAGCUGGGACCCAAUGGUGAUGUGGAGAGCUUUUAGGGGGGCAAAGAAAAUAUUAAAAGAGGAGGCAGUUACUUUUAAAGCCAUCGACUGCUUGGAUUGGUGCGAGGUACAAGUUAACGCCUUUCAGUUCUUCAAAGGCUACUUGACAGGGCGUAGCUACACCGAUGGAUGGCCGGAGAUGCUGAAGCUAAAGGAUUGGCCACCAUCAAAUUUUUUUGAAGAGUGUUUGCCAAGGCAUGGUGCUGAGUUUACAGCGAUGCUUCCUUUUAGUGAUUAUACACAUCCCAAAUCCGGUGUUUUAAACCUUGCCACAAAGCUCCCUGCCCUUUUGAAGCCAGAUUUGGGUCCUAAAACAUACAUUGCUUAUGGAGCUUUAGAAGAGUUGAGUAGAGGUGAUUCUGUGACAAAACUACAUUGUGACAUUUCAGAUGCAGUCAAUAUUCUGACACACACAGCUGAUGUAAAUGUACCAACAUGGCAAUCCAGAAUCAUAAAAAAGUUAAAGAAGAAGUAUGAAGCUGAAGAUAUGCGCGAGCUCUAUGGUCAAGACAUUAAGGCAGCUGGUUCACGUGGACGAAAACGCAAAAAUUGUCGCGUAGAUAAUGCCGUGGAUCCUAAAAUCCCUGAAAAAGAAGACAUUAGGGGUAGAGACUCAACCUUACUUGGAAGUCAUGGAAAAGAAGAGAAACUUGAUGCAGAAGCUUGUGUUCAAGAAUUCUCUGAACCCAACAAAAAUAAAUUAGAUUUAAAUGUGAGUGAACAGGAAAUCAUUGAUUCACCAAGGUUUCAGCAAUUUGAUCUCAAUAGUCACGAUUCCAGUUUCCUGGUUCCUGGAAAUGAUUGUGAUAAUGUGGAACAACGGUGUUCACCACCAGGUGAUGGAUCUUGUAAAGGAAUUUCAUCAGGUAUUGAUAAUCAACCUUGUUGUGAAACUGUCAAUGGAUUAGAUUCUUCAGAUGAGUCCAGUUCGGAUAUUGAGACUGACAAAAUAGAGUCAGUUGAAAAUGACAUAUCGGGUAAUGAUGUUCAUUUGGAGACUCAAUAUGGGAGUGCAUUGUGGGACAUAUUCCGUAGGCAGGACGUACCAAAACUAACGGAGUACCUAAAUAAACACUUUAGAGAGUUUCGCCACGUAACUAGUCUUCCAGUGAGUUAUGUGAUUCAUCCUAUUCAUGACCAGCACCUUUAUUUAAAUGAGAAGCACAAAAAGCAACUCAAGCUAGAAUAUGGUGUUGAACCGUGGACGUUUGAGCAAUAUCUUGGAGAAGCUGUUUUCAUACCUGCAGGAUGUCCACAUCAAGUGAGAAAUAGAAAGUCUUGCAUAAAAGUGGCUAUGGACUUCGUUUCACCUGAGAAUGUUCAGGAAUGUGUUCGAUUGACAGAGGAAUUUCGCUUACUUCCAAAAACCCACAAAUCUAAGGAAGAUAAAUUAGAGAUAAAGAAGAUGGCACUCUAUGCUGCUGAUGUUGCUAUUGCUGAAGCCACUGAACUCCUGGGAGCUAAAUGAGGGCAAUCUUGCAGUUUUCAGAUGAAGCUGAAGUCGCGCCCAUCAACAACUUUUUGACAAAUAUUUUGCUGUUGCUGUUGGUUUUAUUUAUUUUGAUUUUAACCAUUCGCAAAGAGCCUGUAAAUGUGCCUGUAUCAUUUAACUCAUUCGAAAUUCCAUCAAAGUUCAAGUUGAAUGUUGGUUGCUGCUGAAUUUUACAUCAAAGUUCAACUAGAGACCGGCAAGAUGUGUAGAGUAAUGCCAAGUACUCAUGAAUUUUUUGAAGAACAGUGUGCAUCAACUUUCAAAUCCAAGUACUAACUAGCCAGUUGAAUGUUUCAAGAUGUUGUUGGAAAAUAGUUCUAGCCAGUUUGAAUAUUUUUAGCUAGAUUCUUGUAUGACCGACUGAUUUACCUUGUUCGACGUUUUUCUUUCAUUUUGUAAAUCCUAAUCCCUGAUUUUGAAUCCAUGUAGGCCGUUCUAGGGGAUUUGGAUUCUUCCCAAUCGCAAGGUCAUAGACCUCGGUUGUUCAAUGAAAAUUAGACGGUUUAUGUCUUGACAUGUAUUUUCGAUCUGGUGAAGUAAGAUUUACAAAGUCGUCUGGUCAUCA